AUGGCGAGCCAAGGCGAGCCGUCUUCCUCGGAUCCGAAGGGGAAGAAGGAUUACUCGACGGCGAUCCUCGAGAGGAAGAAAUCGCCGAACCGGCUGGUGGUCGACGAGGCCACCAAUGAUGACAACUCCGUCGUCGCUCUGCACCCGGACACCAUGGAGAGGCUCCAGCUCUUCCGCGGCGACACUGUCCUGCUCAAGGGUAAGAAGAGAAAGGACACUAUCUGCAUUGUGCUUGCAGAUGACACAUGUGAGGAGCCAAAGGUCCGGAUGAACAAGGUUGUCAGGACGAACUUGAGGGUGCGGCUUGGAGACGUGGUAUCUGUCCAUCAAUGCCCAGAUGUCAAAUACGGGAAGCGUGUGCACACACUUCCAAUUGAUGACACCAUUGAAGGCAUCACUGGCAACUUAUUUGAUGCCUUUCUGAAACCAUACUUCCUUGAAGCCUAUCGUCCUUUGAGGAAAGGAGACCUUUUCCUAGUCAGGGGUGGCAUGAGAAGUGUAGAAUUCAAAGUCAUAGAGACUGAUCCUCCAGAGUAUUGUAUCGUUGCACCAGAUACAGAAAUAUUCUGUGAGGGUGAGCCUAUUAAGAGGGAGGAUGAGGAAAGACUUGAUGAGGUUGGCUAUGAUGAUGUUGGUGGAGUUAGAAAGCAGAUGGCCCAAAUUAGAGAACUGGUUGAACUUCCGCUGCGUCAUCCCCAGCUUUUCAAGUCUAUUGGUGUGAAGCCACCAAAGGGCAUAUUGCUGUUUGGGCCUCCUGGAUCUGGCAAGACCCUUAUUGCUAGAGCUGUAGCUAAUGAGACAGGUGCUUUCUUCUUUUUGAUCAAUGGACCAGAAAUCAUGUCAAAGCUAGCAGGAGAAAGUGAAAGCAAUCUAAGAAAGGCAUUUGAAGAAGCUGAAAAAAAUGCACCUUCCAUCAUUUUUAUUGAUGAGAUAGAUUCCAUAGCUCCUAAGAGAGAAAAGACCCAUGGAGAAGUUGAAAGGCGUAUUGUUUCACAGCUCUUGACUCUUAUGGAUGGUCUUAAAAGGUUUGGUAGGUUUGAUCGUGAGAUUGAUAUUGGUGUUCCAGAUGAAGUUGGACGCCUUGAGGUUGACUUGGAGCUCAUUGCGAAGGAUACCCAUGGUUAUGUUGGUUCUGAUCUUGCAGCCCUUUGUACCGAAGCUGCUCUUCAUUGCAUCCGUGAGAAGAUGGAUAUUAUAGAUCUUGAGGAUGAGACCAUAGAUGCUGAGAUAUUGAACUCUAUGGCUGUCACAAAUGACCAUUUCAAGACUGCACUUGGGACAAGCAACCCAUCUGCUCUGCGUGAAACUGUUGUUGAAGUUCCAAAUGUCUCUUGGGAAGAUAUUGGUGGUCUGGAAAACGUCAAGAGGGAGCUACAGGAGACUGUUCAAUAUCCUGUGGAGCAUCCCGAGAAAUUUGAAAAGUUUGGCAUGUCUCCUUCAAAGGGUGUUUUGUUUUAUGGCCCUCCUGGCUGUGGCAAGACUUUGUUGGCCAAGGCAAUUGCUAAUGAAUGCCAGGCUAACUUCAUUAGUGUGAAGGGUCCUGAACUGCUUACCAUGUGGUUUGGUGAGAGCGAGGCUAAUGUCCGUGAGAUUUUUGAUAAGGCUAGGCAGUCUGCUCCAUGUGUCCUCUUCUUCGAUGAGCUUGACUCCAUUGCUACUCAGAGAGGAAGCAGUGUUGGUGACGCAGGCGGUGCUGCUGAUAGGGUGUUGAACCAGCUGCUUACUGAGAUGGAUGGCAUGAAUGCCAAGAAGACUGUUUUCAUCAUCGGUGCAACUAACAGACCAGAUAUCAUUGACCCUGCCCUGCUGAGGCCAGGGCGUCUGGAUCAGCUUAUCUACAUUCCUCUACCCGAUGAGCAAUCAAGGCUUCAGAUCUUCAAAGCCUGCCUCAGGAAGUCUCCUGUGGCUAAGGAUGUUGACUUGAAUGCUCUCGCCAAAUACACCCAGGGUUUCAGUGGUGCAGAUAUCACUGAGAUCUGCCAGCGUGCGUGCAAGUAUGCCAUCAGGGAGAACAUCGAGAAGGAUAUCGAGAGGGAGAGGCGCAGGAAGGACAACCCUGAGGCCAUGGAGGAAGACGAGGUAGACGACAUUGCUGAGAUCAAGGCUGCUCACUUCGAGGAGUCCAUGAAGUUCGCCCGCCGCAGUGUUAGUGACGCUGACAUCCGCAAGUACCAGGCCUUCGCCCAGACACUCCAGCAGUCUCGCGGGUUUGGCAGCGAGUUCCGGUUCCCCGACCAACCGACGGCAGCUGCAGGCUCUGCUGGUGCGGCUGAUCCCUUUGCAUCCGCUGCAGCAGCAGCUGACGAUGAUGACUUGUAUAAUUAG
Molecule: messenger RNA, 2325 nt
Organism: Miscanthus lutarioriparius
Lineage: Eukaryota; Viridiplantae; Streptophyta; Magnoliopsida; Poales; Poaceae
Source: the annotation of a GenBank genome assembly